UCUUGCCAAUCAAAUUAGCGCCAUCUGCAGGUGAUUGCUGCUGUAGCGGCAUCAGGGAGAGGAGUUAAUUAGACUCAAUAUGAAUAGACCCUGCCCUGGCCUUGCAAUUCGAGGAGUGUCUUUCCUUCCUGUCCUCUGCCCCCCAUGCACCUUCUCCCUCCUGGCCCCUUAGCUCCAGCCUGUGUGAGCAGAGGCUGGACGCUCCUCUACCUAGAGUCACUCGCCACUGCCUAGUCUGUGUCAGGAGCAGGCCCCGAGUUCCUGGGGGUUCCAGUGGGAAGAACCCAAGUGUGCACAUUUUCUGUGCUUUUCCACAUCUGGUACCAUUUGGUGGCUGAUUCAGGCAGCGCCCUCCCCCUCCCCCAUCCAUCCCUCUGUUUCCAGCCUCUUUUUCACUCUGCGGCCAGGGUUUCUCUCCUGUUUCUCCACGUGUGGGGAGUUGAACUGAGACCAUGUAUGGACAGGGUGCCUGCAGGGACCAUGCACCUUUUAGGGAGACGGGAAAUGUUGCCCCUUCUCUGAAUUCCCCUACUGUCCCUACCAACUCCCCAGUCCCUGGUCCUGCCCUCGCCCUCCCUCAAUCCCUUAACGGGCAUCAGCUGCCUCCUGUGAGCUCCUGGCCCCACCAGAUGCUCUCUGCCCUGUGCAGGCGGGUGGGAUGAGGCUGUGCUGGGUGGGAGGGGUGAGCGUGGGGUGGUCCUGAAGCUCCGCUUCGCCCACACAGGCACCAUGACUCCCGUGAGGACCCAGCACUGCUUGGCAGGUCAGACGUACGCGGUGCCCCUCAUCCAGCCAGACCUGAGAAGGGAGGAGGCCAUCCAGCAGGUGGCGGAUGCCCUGCAGUACCUCCAGAAGGUCUCCGCAGACAUCUUUAGCAGGAUCUCCCAGCGAGUGGAGCUGAGCCGGAGCCAGCUGCAGGCCAUCGGGGAGAGGGUCUCCUUGGCCCAGGCCAAGAUUGAGAAGAUCAAGGGCAGCAAGAAGGCCAUCAAGGUGUUCUCCAGCGCCAAGUACCCGGCUCCAGAGCACCUGCAGGAACACAGCUCCAUCUUCACGGGCGCCCAGGACCCUGGCCUGCAGAGACGCCCCCGCCACAGGAUCCAGAGCAAACACCGGCCCCUGGAUGGGCGGGCUCUACAGGAGAAGCUGCAGUACUUCCCGGUGUGUGUGAGCACCACGCCGCAGCCCGAGGACGCCGCCGAGGAGGGGCUGGGGGCUCUUCCCAGCAACAUCAGCUCUGUCAGCUCCUUGCUGCUCUUCAGCACCACUGAGAACCUGUACAAGAAGUAUGUCCUCCUGGACCCCCUGGUUGGUGCUGUCACAAAGCCCCAUGUGAUGCUGGGAGCAGAGACAGAGCUGUCUGAUGCCCCCUUGUCCAUCAGCAAGAGGGAGCAGCUGGAGCAGCAGGUUCCAGAGAACUACUUCUAUGUGCCAGACCUGGGCCAGGUGCCCGAGAUCGACGUGCCAUCCUACCUGCCUGACCUGCCCGGCAUCGCGGAUGACCUCACGUACAGCGCUGACCUGGGGCCUGGCAUCGCCCCCUCUGCCCCUGGCACCAUUCCAGAACUGCCCACCUUCCACACAGAGGUAGCUGAGCCUUUCAAGCCAGACCUAGCAGAUGGGGUGCUAAGCACGCCGCCACCACCUCCACCCCCACCGCCGCCUCCCCCAGCUCCUGCAGCGCUGGUCAGCACCCCCCUUCCCCAGACUGUGGCCCCUGCAGGCCAAGGUGCCAGGGAGGACGACAGCGGCAGCAGCGUGUCCCCUUCAGCUCCGGUCCAGGGAGCGCCCAGGGAGGUGGCCGAGCCCUCCAGCGGCCGGGCCUCUCUGCUGGAGUCCAUCCGCCAGGCUGGGGGCAUCGGCAAGGCCAAGCUGCGCAGCGUCAAGGAGCGCAAGCUGGAGAAGAAGAAACAGAAGGAGCAGGAACAAGUGAGAGCCACAGGCCAAGGCGGGGACCUGAUGUUGGAUCUCUUUAACGAGCUGGCCGUGAGGCGCAAAGGUAGGAGCCACAGCUGCCUUCCCUGGGCUGGGCCUGCGGUAUUUCGCAUCUCCCAUGUUCUCCUUUCUUAA
Lemur catta (Ring-tailed lemur) is the source of this 2067-nucleotide messenger RNA. RefSeq names its product WASH complex subunit 1-like. Gene Ontology annotation, biological process: Arp2/3 complex-mediated actin nucleation; exocytosis; retrograde transport, endosome to Golgi. The record is from RefSeq and is a predicted model, not a curated record. Lineage: Eukaryota; Metazoa; Chordata; Mammalia; Primates; Lemuridae. Gene Ontology annotation, cellular component: WASH complex; recycling endosome; early endosome. Bases 730 to 2067 code for a protein of 445 amino acids. The transcript has 9 exons. Gene Ontology annotation, molecular function: actin binding; alpha-tubulin binding; gamma-tubulin binding.